Xiphophorus hellerii (green swordtail) is the source of this 6293-nucleotide messenger RNA. RefSeq names its product phospholipid phosphatase 4 (gene plpp4). Lineage: Eukaryota; Metazoa; Chordata; Actinopteri; Cyprinodontiformes; Poeciliidae. Gene Ontology annotation, molecular function: phosphatidate phosphatase activity. Gene Ontology annotation, cellular component: membrane. The record is from RefSeq and is a predicted model, not a curated record. The transcript has 8 exons. Gene Ontology annotation, biological process: phospholipid dephosphorylation; phospholipid metabolic process. Bases 355 to 1212 code for a protein of 285 amino acids.
UACUUUCCGGUCUUCCUUCACUCCCGCUCAGUUUCAUCCAACACCUGAACCGUUUCCCAUAUUUCCUGAUAUCUCACGCUCCCCACACUCCAACCCACAGAAAGCAGUUCAAGGAGCUGGCAGCCAGUAACAGAGUCAUACUAAAGCAAACCGCAGAGAGACUGAGGCUGAAGGAAAGAUUGCUGCUUCAGGUGACCGAACGGCGAUGGAGACGCGCGGCGUGCGUGAUUAGGAAGCGUCGCCUCUGGGAGGACUGGUUCCACGGAUUAUAAAAGUGAAGAACCCGCAGCGCAGACUGGGACUGCCUUUGUUCGUUUCACUUAACGGAUUCAUUUUCGUUCCUCCUCAAAAACCAUGAAUGUUUCGCCCACAGAGCGGAGGAAAGACAUGCGGCAGCUGGCUUUGGAGAUUGGGAUCCGAGUUCUGCUCUUCGGAGUUUUUGCGUUUACAGAGUUCUUGGAGCCCUUUGAGAGAGUUAUCCAGCCGGAGGAGCUUUGGCUCUACAGGAAUCCUCUGGUUGAGUCAGACCACAUUCCUAAAAGGGUUAUGUUUGCAAUUUCCUUCCUUACCCCACUGGCAGUGAUAUUCGUGGUGAAGAUAAUUCAGAGAACGGACAAGACGGAGAUCAAGGAGGCUUGUUUAGCUGUGUCUCUGGCACUCGCAUUAAAUGGAGUCUUCACAAAUACUAUCAAGCUGAUUGUUGGCAGACCAAGGCCAGAUUACUUCCAGCGCUGUUUCCCAGAUGGUCAAAUGAAUGCAAAGAUGCUGUGCACCGGCGAGCCGGAGAUGGUGUCUGAAGGACGUAAAAGCUUCCCCAGCAGCCAUUCCUCCUUUGCGUUCUCUGGACUCGGGUUCACCUCCUUCUACUUGGCCGGAAAGCUGCAGUGCUUCACAGAUGGUGGCCGGGGUCGCAGCUGGCGUCUUUGUGCCAUGGUUCUACCUCUUUACAGCGCCAUGAUGAUUGCACUGUCCAGGACUUGUGACUACAAACACCACUGGCAAGAUGCCUUUGUGGGAGGAGUGAUCGGGUUGCUGUUUGCUUACAUCAGCUACCGCCAGCACUACCCCCCCUUCCUGCACAUGGACUGCCACCUGCCUUACGCCAGCCUGGCUGCUGCCAGCAGGGGGCCCCCCCCGGCCCAGGAUGACCCGCAGCCCGUCGACAACGCCACCACCCUGCCCAUGGAGGGCUUGACCGAGGGGCCAGUAUGACUAGUGGCCCCCACUGAGACAGCCUCCUCAACGCCCACCAAGCCGCCAAACCCAUCUCCCCAUUCCUAGACAAUGACUGAAUGACUGGCUCUAAUAUACAUUCCACUGGACAAAAAAACCCACUUCUACCAUUUCCAAACGUUGAUAAUUUGUCUUGGUGACAUCUACAUUUUUUUUUUAUCUUGAUUUUGCGCAGCAGCCGUUAAAGUUUAUAUUUAGAUGUAAGAGAGGAAAGUCAGGAUGUGGAACAACUCCUCUGAGAAAGCAAAGAAAACAACAUGCUGCAAACCUGGGGAAACGUUGUGUUUAUGGCUGUGAGCGAUGAGUCAAAUAUUUCCACUUUCUGCAGAAACCUUUGCCUAAUGAGAGGCGGGGUUUUAAUGUUUUAUGCUACACUAGAUUGAUUUUUUUGGUGUUGAAGGGUUUGAUGUAAACAAUCAGUGAGGUAGUCUGAAUUCACAGCAACUAAACCAUAAAAUUACAUCAUUACCACAAACAGAUAACGACUAGACUGAGAAAUGACAUGGCAGUACCAGGAAAACAGAGUUUUUGUCUUAAAACGCAAGGACUUUCAACUAACCUGCUCUGAUUUUUAUCAUUUUUGGUUGCCCAUAGCAACAUAAUGAUAAACAUAGAUCUGAUACAUCUCCGCAGAGGCAGUGGUACCUGUCAAAAUAAAGUUCAAUAUUCCAUUACUUCCCGCUCUCCUGGGCUCACAUGACCUGCACACCCUCGCUCUUUUUAUUACCCAUCUUCCCUCUCCCUGUCCCUCUCCGUCACUCUCUCUUUCUCUCUCUCUAAACUAAAUCUUCUUUUUCAUACAAGCAGCAUUUAACACAUGUUCACAGAGGUUGCACAGGGACAUGGACCCUCAAUGAGUGCAAUCAAUUACGAGCAGGUGGGAGUGGGCACGCAGAAGUGCGUCUCGAUAGGCACAAACUCCAAUCUGAUCCUGCAUUAAUCCUCAUUAAGUGAGGUCAGCCUCGGCUGCUUAUGAGGAUAUUAGGAGCGGGCGAGGCAGCUCGCUAACUCCCAGAGCUUGGCAAAUAGCUUUUAGCUCACUGCCCCCCAUCCCCUCUAUGCAUACACACACAUAGAUGAUCCAGCCUUAAGCACAAGCCGGGUGAUUUUGACGUAUUAUUCAUCCAUUAUAGCUCCAUUAUUUGUUAACAUCCGGAAAGCUUGCUGAAGGAAGAUGACACCGAAGAUUUAAAGCUUUUUUUCCCUCCUCGGGAUGCAGGCUUUAUCAGCGGAGAAGGCAUCUAACAAGAUUAUUGCCCCCUCCCCAACUUUUCCAUAUCAUCUACAAACCAAUUUGUCGCCUCUUGCGGGCUGUUAGAGAUGAUGGAUCACUUUGUUGCCUUGGUUACUGGCUGUUUUUUGACAUUGCGGUGACAUUGACGGGAAGGUGCAGUCUUAGUUCACCUCUAACCCAGCUUGGACCCAGAACACGCCUCAGAAAACCACAACAAAUAUAUUCAUCUUUGCAUAGUUGUUUUUUCAGCCAUCAUUGCAGCAGUUUAUGAUGCCUAUGUUUAUUUGUCAAUGAAAACUAAAGAAGUCUUAUCAAAGUUUGGCAUAAUACUUCAGAUAUAAGAUAAAAUGUUAUUAGUCAUAUCAAACUACAUCUGAAAAAAACUUCUACUUGCAUAUUACAGACAGCAUCUGUGUUAUUAUUUAUUCCAUGUAGAUGUAUCUCAAUCUGUAGAAAUUUUCUGAAAAAGUUUAAUUGUUUAUGGAAGUUGGUAGAAAAUUUUUUUUGUCAUAUAGAUUAAUCACGAAGAGGAAUAUUUUUGAAAGUUGAAUUUCUGUUAAUUUUGACCAAAUAAUACAAAUUUUGAUACAGAAGAGUCAUUUCAUGGUUAUGUUGUUGCUGUGGUAACAAUAGUGAAGAAUACUGAUUUGAAAAGCAGAGAGGUACUGACACUAAGAGUAAGCUGUGAAGAGUGUUUUGUCUAUGUAACUUUAUUAAUGGAAAGUUAGGUGGUAGGAAAAAAUGUGGUAAAAGCAUUAGAAAAGCUAGGGAGCUUCACACCUUACAGAGACUUAUCCAAGACAUGGCAUUACCAGCCAGUACUUGUUAAAUCAUUUUUCAACAAGAGACAAUGUCAGAAAACUCCUGGAAAAACACUCCAAAGCAAAGUCUUCGAGUUUGUAGGAAGAGUCCGGUGUGAAGUUUCCUCUGGCGGUGAUAAUUUGAAGUCCCAACUCAACUAUUAGUGUUGUUCCUCUGAGCUUUAUGAUGCCCAAAGUCUGUCUGUGGUUUACAUUGAUAUUUUAGAGUGUCAUGUUCCCAUCUGCUGGCAAGCUUUAUGGAGAAGCUAGUUUUAUUUCUAAGAAGGAUUUAGCUGCUGUCAACACUGCCAAAAGUUUUAGUAGCUGCAUUACGGUAGCAUCACUGUGAUCCCUGGUGUGACCAGCAAAUCUUCCCCACAGCAAACCUGAGGAGCAUCAUGAAAUAAGCCAGGAUGUGCAGAUGACCUGAAGGCUGCUGCCAGGGCAACCGGGGUUUCCUGAACUGCUCAAAUCUAAAAAAUAAUCAAUUUGGGUUAUCAAAGAUGAAAUAUAUAAAUGCAAAUUAAUCUGGCAGUUCAACUUCUUUAGAUUAACUUGCUGGAAAAAUCUUUCCAAUGCAUUUGUCUUAAUAAGAGAUAAAAACUAUAAAUAACUGAGUCAAAGUUUGUCUCCAAGCUGCUAGCGUUCUUUUCUCCAUUUCUACCUCAUCACAUGAAACCUGCUGUCUAUAUACAGACAUGUAAUCAAACACUUUUGUUUUUCCUUGGUUGUAAAAGCUUGAACCUUCAGUUCUCAUACCCUUUUUACAGGUUUUAAGCUGGUAACUACAUGUGUACAAAAUGAUAAUAGAUUCUUACAAAGUUUACCCAAUUGUGGAAAACAUCACACGCACACAAAACCGAAAUAUCACCUGAACAAAAGACAGAAAGCAAAGUUAGUACAAUAAAAUGUAAAAAAUUCUUACAAUAAAGGAAACUUGAGGGAAAAUGUCUUUAAAAUAAAUUAAGGCUUUCAAGUUUAUGUAGAAAAUAAGGACAUUUUCUCCAGAAUGGAGGUGCAACAAUGAGGCAGCUGAGCUCUUGUUGAGUUUUGUGUCUGCAGAGUUUGGUUUGAGCAUCUGAGGGAUCGGGUAGGAGUGUAUGGCAGGAGGCACACACACCAAGGAGUGAUGCUAGGAAGCGCACACAUCAAGGAGUGAUGCUAGGAGGCGCACACACCAAGUAGUGAUGCUAGGAGGCGCACACACCAAGGAGUGAUGCUAGGAGGCACACACACCAAGGAGUGAUGCUAGGAGGCGCACACACCAAGUAGUGAUGCUAGGAGGCACACACACCAAGUAGUGAUGCUAGGAGGCACACACACCAAGGAGUGAUGCUAGGAGGCGCACACACCAAGGAGUGAUGCUAGGAGGCGCACACACCAAGGAGUGAUGCUAGGAGGCGCACACACCAAGGAGUGAUGCUAGGAGGCGCACACACCAAGGAGUGAUGCUAGGAGGCGCACACACCAAGGAGUGAUGCUAGGAGGCGCACACACCAAGGAGUGAUGCUAGGAGGCGCACACACCAAGGAGUGAUGCUAGGAGGCGCACACACCAAGGAGUGAUGCUAGGAGGCGCACACACCAAGGAGUGAUGCUAGGAGGCGCACACACCAAGGAGUGAUGCUAGGAGGCGCACACACCAAGGAGUGAUGCUAGGAGGCGCACACACCAAGGAGUGAUGCUAGGAGGCGCACACACCAAGGAGUGAUGCUGGAGCUUCUGCUGCUUCUAAUUAUGAGUCUUGCUGCUGAGUUUUGGACCAACUCAAGGUCAUCAGAGACUUUUUAUGGAUACAUGUGAAAAAUGCACAACCGGGUCCAUGGGGAAGGUUUGGACCCUCACUCCAUCUUUUGAUGUCUCGCUGCAAUGAGCUGCUGCUUUUAGGCUGUUUAUUAAAACAGUCCCAGUUUUAUCUACAAGCCCAGAAGAGACUGAAGUUCUACAUGACAUGUCAUCACUCAUGAUCGUCUUUACUUCCUGUGUGAUUUGUUGUCUGUGGGUGCUUUUAAAAUGACUUAUCUAAUUUGAAAAGAAAUGAUUAUGAUUUAUUCACGUCUCAUGCUUUCAAUAUUUAUGGGCUUGGGGUGCGAGAAUAUGAUAAUUUUUGCCCUUUAACUGUAAUUUGGGACAGAUUGAUGGUGGAGUGUGAAUCAAAACAAGCGUGCCUGUUUAAAUGAUUUUAUGAACCUUUUGCUACAUUAAGGUUUCUACUAUUAAGCCUCUAUCACGUAUGCAAUCCACUGGCAGCAUUUAACUGCAACUGUGUGUGUGCAGAAAGGGUUUCCACUGUGAUGCAAUUUACAAAAUGAAACCUGACGCAGAAAGAAGAGCAGAUUGUGAAAGGUGCUCGACUCUGAGAGAACUCAUGUAACUUCAAUGGCACUUUUACCAACUUCAACUUUCAGCCUGGAGAUCUGAAGAUCUGUUCCUUCAGAGGAAAAUCUCCACCUAAAACGUUCUGGAACAGACGCAUCAGUCCAAAAUGUGGACUUUGUCAGGUAGUUUGGGGUUUAGGUGAUGCAGUAUUUAUCGCUGAGAAAAAAAGGGAUUCAAUCUGUUUGUUUCACUUCAAAUGAUUUGAUUCUAUUAUUUAUGAUCAAUUCUAUGUUCAGCUUUAAUUUGGUGCUAUAGAUACUUUUGUAGCAGUGUGUGUCACUUGUUUGAGAUGUUGGAUGUGUCAUUUUGACAUGUAAGAUCAGUCAUUUUCUACUAAGAACGAACAAAAGAAUCUUUAUUUUACAUUAUAUGCUACCAGUGUUUUUAGCAGUGUACGCUGUGAUUUCUCUGUCAGUUGCAUUGCCUAUACAAUGAAAGGAUAAAAGUAUCUAAAACAUAUUAAAGAAUCAUUUAAAAGUACUUUAUGAUGAUUAUAUGUGUGAAGAAGUGUUUAAAAUGGUUUAUGGCAUGCCGGUUUCAUUUGUGAGAAAAGAUUUUUCUAUGAGUAAGCAUGUCAGGCCUUGAGAACUGUGUUUUGCUGUUUGUAUACUUUACGUACAAUAAAGGACUGCAGAUGUGUGAACUUUA